AUGUUUAUUUCUCUGUUACUGAUCGCUUUAUGCGGCUGCAAUUCCGUGCACGCCCUAUCCUUGGAUCCUACUGGUCAUGAUGGACUUGCAGGUGAUAUAAAUAUAAGUCCAGAUGUCAGGUCGGAGAAGCAAUCGCUUGCUGAGAGCGUUUUAGAUAUAGGUCCGAAUACACAAGGAGGUAAACACUGCACUGCAACAACAUGUUGUCCUUUUUAUAUGUUCUGUUGUAAUAAUAACAUGAGCUGCUGUAAAAUCUAUCGCAAAACAAUACCAGCUUCGGCGAGUUAUUGCUGA
Molecule: messenger RNA, 294 nt
Organism: Nezara viridula (southern green stink bug)
Lineage: Eukaryota; Metazoa; Arthropoda; Insecta; Hemiptera; Pentatomidae
Source: the annotation of a GenBank genome assembly